Messenger RNA from Sciurus carolinensis (gray squirrel), 1228 nucleotides. It is a transcript of the gene Tex26, whose product is annotated as testis expressed 26. The coding region runs from base 30 to 902 and encodes 290 amino acids. The transcript is spliced from 7 exons. Lineage: Eukaryota; Metazoa; Chordata; Mammalia; Rodentia; Sciuridae. The record is from RefSeq and is a predicted model, not a curated record. Gene Ontology annotation, cellular component: cytoplasm.
AGCCCGGCGCGGCUGCCUCUCGGGGCAGGAUGGCUCAGCCUGAGCUCAUGGCUUCGUGCCCCUCUUUAAACGACCUCAAGCUCCAGCCAAGCGGCGAGGACUGGGAUUCCUAUGCCACCACCAUGAGGACCGCAUUCACCCGCAAGACAGGAACAGCGCCCGCUCUGAUCCGUCAAAAAAGUAUCAGAAGAUUAGGAUAUGCAUAUGCACUUGGCGAUCCCAUUCUGAAUACACAAUACAAUGACGAGUAUGUGUGGAAAUCAUAUUCUAAAGAAAAUUUCGUAAAAAAUGGGUCUUCAAGAGGAUUCAGGAGACACAAAUAUCAUCCCAAUCAAACCUUCAUUGAAUGGACACUACCUCCAGAGCAACCAAGCGACAGAUCAAGGGACUGCCUUGCUUGGAAAAUCCCUGCUUCUAUGGAUGAAAUGAAGACGGCAAUAGCAAAUCAGUUUAUUUCCCAAACUAAGAGAGACUUUGUGGAUAUAGACAAAGCUCAGAAGAUCAAGAAAAAUUCUCCAGUGUGUGCGGACUGGAAAAAGUACCUUCCUCGACCCCUAGACACUGAAUUUCGACGGAAUUACCAAAUUCCAGCUAAAAUUCCUGAGUUGCAGGAUUUUAGCUUCAGAUACGGAUGCUACUCAAACUUGUCAGUGGCUUCUCAGGGUCUAGUCCCUUCGGUGCUGCACAGUUACAUGAGGACUCAAGAACGCACGAAGCAGCAGACCACAUACCAAAGUGACUAUGGGAAGGACUACCUGGACUUCUUAGUGCUCUUAAACUCGUUCACGACCUCUCAAAUCAACGAGUACCUUAAGACUGUUUCUGGCAAAGACAGACAAAUUCUGGAUCACUUUAUUCAUUCUCACUGUGACAUCAACAAAGAAAUGAAAAGAGGAAAAUAGUUCAGUGAAGAAAAUCAGAAAAUCAAUGGAAGCAACAAGGACUACCUAGUCAUUUUCUCGAAAAUCAAGAAAAAAUUGGAUGCAAAUUGCUCCAAAUAUAUUGUGAUGACUGUGAGUUUAUUUUGUUUUUGUUUUUUUUAACAAUGCAAAUAAUUUGAGGCUACAAAUUUCCCUCUUCACAUAACUGUAGCUAUAUCUGAUAGUUUUAAUAUAAUGUCUUUUCUUUUCCUUAAUUUUUGGAUCUUAAUUUUUGGUUUCAAUUUUGAAAUCUUACUUGUUCCUCUUUGAACCAGGAAUUAUGUGGAAGAGAUUUCUUAACUUCCCAA